AUGCUGACCGUCUCUGCAGGUCUUAUCAUCGCGACGACCCUGCCGCUUGUCGGCGACUACGUCGCCAAUUACAUCGCCAAACGCAUUAACGAGUAUGCCCCGACCGCUGCCAAACCUUUCGUGCUCGGCCUCCCAACCGGCUCUUCCCCUAUCCCAACUUACAAGGCCCUUAUUAACAAAGUCAAGGAGGGCAGCUUGUCAUUCAAGCACGUCGUCACCUUUAACAUGGACGAGUAUGUCGGCCUUCCUCGCGACCACUCCGAGUCCUAUCACACAUUCAUGUUCCGCGAGUUUUUCUCCCAUGUCGAUAUUCCCCCUUCUCAAGUGAAUAUACUGGAUGGGAACGCUGAGGAUUUGAUCGCUGAAUGUAACGCAUACGAGUCCCGCAUCAAGCAAUAUGGCGGUAUCGAGCUCUUCCUGGGUGGUAUCGGAGAGGAUGGUCAUAUCGCAUUUAAUGAGCCUGGCUCGUCCCUCGCAUCCCGAACCCGCAUCAAGACACUCGCUUACGAUACCAUCCUCGCUAACGCCCGCUUCUUUAACAACAAUGUUGCCGCUGUCCCCGCAUGGCUCUUACAGUCGGUGUUUGCAACUGUGCUCGAAGCAAGGGAAGUCGUGGUUGUGGUCACGGGCCAGAGGAAGAGCUUGGCUCUUAGCAAGGCAAUUGAGGACGGCGUCAACCACCUUCUCCAUCCUUGGGCGUUGAUUGUAGUCGAUGAAGAUGCUACUGCUGAGCUGCACGUCAAAACGGUGAAGUAUUUCAAGUCGAUUGAACGCGUGCAAGAUGAAGUAGAGCAACGGCAGGAAGAGCUGAAGGCGAGAGGCCGGACAGAGCAUCAAGGGCAGGUUGGCAGCAUGGAGUGA
Messenger RNA from Suillus paluster, 861 nucleotides. RefSeq lists its product as uncharacterized. NCBI's taxonomy places the organism in Eukaryota, Fungi, Basidiomycota, Agaricomycetes, Boletales, Suillaceae. Gene Ontology annotation, cellular component: cytoplasm. The record is from RefSeq and is a predicted model, not a curated record. Gene Ontology annotation, molecular function: glucosamine-6-phosphate deaminase activity; identical protein binding. Gene Ontology annotation, biological process: D-glucosamine catabolic process; carbohydrate metabolic process; N-acetylneuraminate catabolic process. Bases 1 to 861 code for a protein of 286 amino acids. The transcript has 8 exons.